AUGGUGAUGGCCCUUUCAGUGACAUUCCCUUCUCUCUCUCUGCCUUUUCUUCCAGUGCCCAUCCCCUCGAAGGCGAACGGCACCACCAUCUCAGCCCUGUCAAUGAACAAAGACGGUCUGAUCGGAGGGGUGACAAAUCCCAACGAGGUCUUCUGCUCGGUGCCCGGCCGCCUCUCCCUUCUCAGCUCCACCUCCAAGUAUAAGGUGACCGUUGGAGAAGUGCAGAGAAGGCUGUCCCCACCAGAGUGUCUCAAUGCCUCUCUUCUUGGGGGAGUCCUCAGGAGGGCAAAAUCAAAAAAUGGUGGAAGGUGUUUAAGAGAGAGAUUAGAGAAAAUCGGGUUAAAUCUCCCUGCAGGAAGGCGUAAAGCUGCCAACGUCACUUUGCUGACAUCCCUUGUGGAAGGUGAAGCAGUUCACCUCGCCCGGGAUUUUGGCUACGUGUGCGAAACAGAGUUCCCAGCGAAGGCAGCAGCAGAAUACCUGUGCCGUCAGCACUCUGAUCCCAGCGAGCUUCACACCCGGAAAAACAUGCUGCUGGCUACCAAGCAAAUUUGUAAAGAGUUUGCAGACUUGAUAGCCCAGGAUCGGUCUCCCCUUGGGAACAGCCGCCCAUCAAUCAUCUUAGAGCCAGGUGUCCAGAGCUGUUUGACUCAUUUCAGCCUGAUAACUCAUGGCUUCGGGGGCCCUGCUAUCUGUGCAGCACUAACAGCCUUCCAGAACUACCUGGUGGAGUCCCUCAAGGGGCUGGAUAAAAUGUUCAUGAACAGCACAGGGAACGGGCACGCAGCUGGAGACUCCAAAGCAUCAGAAAAAGAAGUGAAGCAUCGAAAAUAACACACCACCUCUUUCUAUAUCUCCCCACAGAGGGAGCUCUCCCCAGCUCGUGACAGGAGGUCUGAGCUUAUCAGUGUUGGAAAAAUAAUUAAAACCCAGGGCAGCACGUUUUUCCAAACUGCGAUGCUUGAAUUUGGGAUGAAACUCGUUAAGCAAACAGAGAAAGGGAAAAAAAAAAAGAUGUAAAGAAUUUAAGAAGGAAACAACUUUAAUGGACAAAACUGAGAUCAAGAGACCAAGCCAGGUCAAUGGCUUUUUUUUUUGUUUGUUUGUUUUUUUUUAAUUUGAGGAUGCAGGAAGCCAAGUCAUGUGCAAUUUUGUUUUGUUUUGCUUUUUAAACCCACAAGGAAAUCCUGACGUGCUCCAGGAAUCUCCUUAAACCGAGAAAAACCUGAAAAAACCAAGAAGGAGCAAAAGCCUCAGCAACUCGAGUAAUUUUUGUAACCAAGGCACAAGUAAGCACAAUGAGGAUUUGGAGGUUGCAGGCCAGACCUGGAUCUAUAACCCAUCUUCAGUAGGCAGAUGCACAGGGAAUCUUCCAUUGAUACCACCUACACACCGGUCCUGAACUGGGCUGAGAGAGUUGCCAGGAGCUCUGCUUUGGGUUUUGAGCAGUCCCAAGACUUCGUUUACAGCUUUCAGCAACUGCGACUUACUAUGGAUUUUCUCCAUGGCUUAUGGAGCCCUGAGCUGAGGGGAGAAACCACCAGCUCAGGCAGGUUAAAAUUACACCAGGGACUAAUCAAAACCCCACAACCUACAAAUAAACAGCACACAGGUUUUAAAAAUUAUUAAUAAUAAUAUUAAUUAAUAAAGCACAAGGGGCAGAACUUGAACCAGGCCAAACUGAACUGAACUGCUCUAAAUCUGUAUAUAUUUAUUUAUGUGUAAUUAAAUCUGAAAGUUUUAAAAUGUCCAGUGCAAGUUAUUUAUAUCUAAUUGAGUUGGGAUUUUUUUUUUUUUUUUGAAAGAUGAGAGUCUUUGGAUUUUCUGCCAUUAGAAAUGGGAAUGAAGUUUUGGAUACACAAAACUGUAGCAUGGACAAUAGGCUGUGAUGAUAACUAUAGAAGGUUUGCAGGAUUUUGUACUUGCUGUUGUUUCUCUUAAAGCUGCAAUAGAUGUACAACACCCACACCACAAUGUCAUUCUCAUUAUCUUAAUAAACCUCUUUUUAUUUGAA
Molecule: messenger RNA, 2014 nt
Organism: Gavialis gangeticus (Gharial)
Lineage: Eukaryota; Metazoa; Chordata; Crocodylia; Gavialidae
Gene: TFAP2E
Product: transcription factor AP-2 epsilon
Exons: 5
Coding region: 1-834 (277 amino acids)
Biological process (GO): anatomical structure development; regulation of cell population proliferation; regulation of transcription by RNA polymerase II
Cellular component (GO): nucleus
Molecular function (GO): RNA polymerase II transcription regulatory region sequence-specific DNA binding; DNA-binding transcription factor activity, RNA polymerase II-specific
Source: RefSeq, a predicted model, not a curated record